AAUCCAGGAAGUCUGCAGUUUUUUUUAAGCUGGCAAGAUGGCGUUGGGACGGGACGGGAAAGUGAUUUCAUUGCUGGUCUGUGGUAUUCAGAUAGGCAAAAGCAACGUUAUGCCCAGAGCUUUCAGUCUCUUUUUAAUGUUGGUAUGUCUUUCUAUCCGUGGUGUACUAGCUGAUAUUACGGAUGGUAACAGCGAACAUCUGAAACGAGAGCACUCACUUAUAAAACCCUACCAGGGAGUCGGAACAAGUUCAACACCUCUUUGGGAUUUUAGUGGCAACACGCUUCUAACUAGCCAGUAUGUCCGUCUUACGCCAGAUGAGAGGAGUAAACAAGGUUCUAUUUGGAAUAGAGUGCCAUGUUUUCUAAAGGACUGGGAGUUACAUGUUCAAUUUAAAGUUCAUGGAUCAGGAAAAAAGAAUUUGCAUGGAGAUGGCAUUGGUAUUUGGUACACAAAAGAGAGACUACAUCAUGGGUCUGUAUUUGGGAAUCAAGAGCAGUUCAUUGGGCUGGGAGUGUUUGUGGACACCUUCCGCAAUGAUCUUCAAGGAAUGGAUCGUUCUUUCCCAUAUAUUUCUACCAUGGUAAAUAAUGGCUCUUUGAACUAUGAUCAUGGGAAAGAUGGACGUUCAUCUGAGCUUGGAGGAUGUUCUGCUGAGAUCCGUAAUAGAGACCACGACACAUACCUUGCCAUUCGCUACUCCAAAGGAAGACUUACUGUAAUGGUUGAUGUAGAAGAUCGUAAUGAAUGGAAGGAGUGCAUUGAUGUUUCAGGAGUUCGACUUCCUACUGGCUAUUUCUUUGGGGCCUCAGCCGCCACAGGUGAUCUUUCAGACAAUCAUGAUAUUAUCUCAAUGAAGCUUUACCAGCUGAUGGUGGAGCACACUCCUGAAGAGGAAAAUGUAGACUGGACAAAAAUAGAGCCAAGCGUUAGUCUGCUUAAGUCUCCAAAAGAUAAUAUUGACGAUCCCACAGGAAAUUUUCGAAGCGCUCCUUUGACUGGCUGGAAGGUUUUCCUUUUACUUUUAUGCGCUUUGCUGGGAAUUGUAGUGUGUGCUGUUGUAGGUGCUGUUGUCUUCCAAAAGCGCCAAGAAAGAAACAAAAGAUUUUACUAAGAUGAACAGCAUAAAUACACAAAUUCAAUGUGAAUUUUAAAUUGAUUGUAUUAAACUUCAGAUGUUCAUAAUUGAAAUGCUUGGAAGAGUGAAUUGCUAUGUUAGAUAUCCCUAACAAAACUGUCAUCAGCAAAUUGACAUCAGAAGUAGUAGGGAGUGAACUUGUAAGAAGUAGACAAACUGCUUCCUGGGUUUUUUUUUUUUUUUUUUUAAAAACUUUUCCCAUUUUUGUAAAAAAACAAAAGAUUUAUUUUUAAGAAAGAAGUAACAAAAGUUGCCAUUUGUUUCAGGAUUGUUUAUAAGAAUGUUAUUUUUAGGUAACAAACUUUCAGAGUAUUAAAUAACAUCUCCUUGGUGCAGGUGAUCAAAUGUGUAGUUUUGUUAAAUUAAUUCUAUUUAUGUUUUCAUAUCUUUCAUAUUUUAAUUGAUUUUCUUUGUGUUUAAAUUCUAAAUGUCUAUGCACUGUAUUGUCUUUGUUUACAAUUAAUAUUUUUGAGUUGUUUUGCAUUGCUUUAUUUUAUGUAAUGAUUGAAAAUGCCAUAUUCAAACAACCAUAGAUUUUUUAUGCAUCUAAGUGCAAAUUUUGUUUUUAAUACAAAGUCUGUAAACUUCUAGUUGCACAACACAACUAAGAAGACAAUUAAAUAACAAGUAAUAGAAAGGGUUACAGUUUGAAAGCAAAUCUGAAUGCCUUGGAAAUGUUUCAUUUUCAUGUUCAGCCCAUCGAAGCAUGAUUUUUUAUCUGCAUUUUGGCAUUUAACACUUCCCAGGUGAACUUCGGUAAGACAUUUGUAUCAAGAGUCAUAACUCCAUUUUUUAAAUAUAUAUACUGGUAUGAAGUGGAAAAGUCCAAUUAAUUACUUAUUUUUUCCCCUAGGGUCUACAAAAAAAUAGCUUUCUUUUAUGUUACGAAAAUUCAAUUUUUGGUACUUAUUUGUAGUACAUGAAUGCCCAUGACACAGAACCGUAAAAUUAAAA
This is a messenger RNA of Erpetoichthys calabaricus (reedfish), 2092 nucleotides long. RefSeq names its product lectin, mannose-binding 2 (gene lman2). Gene Ontology annotation, biological process: endoplasmic reticulum to Golgi vesicle-mediated transport; endoplasmic reticulum organization; Golgi organization. The coding region runs from base 38 to 1114 and encodes 358 amino acids. Gene Ontology annotation, cellular component: Golgi membrane; endoplasmic reticulum membrane; endoplasmic reticulum-Golgi intermediate compartment. The record is from RefSeq and is a predicted model, not a curated record. The transcript is spliced from 8 exons. Gene Ontology annotation, molecular function: D-mannose binding. Lineage: Eukaryota; Metazoa; Chordata; Cladistia; Polypteriformes; Polypteridae.